AGAGAAAAUUUUUUUGAGAGGAAAAAUGGUUGUUGAUGUGGGCCAAGUUCGUCGCCACCGUUGGAGCCUCGGCUCUGGCUUCGUCAUCGUCGUUGUCAGAGCCCUACCAUGGCCCUCAGCUUCCGCUCACAAUCCGAUGGCGGCGUCUGAAGAAGAAGAUGCCUGCACAGGUCUAGAUGGACGGCAGCUUCGACAUGAUGCCCCACGGCCAUUGCAACGCCUUCCGCCAGGCGCCUUCUACUAUUCCCCUCCUCUAUCCGAGUAUGAUACUCUCGGUACCUCCAUUGAAGCUGCUAUUGCUCAUCUUGGAACUGCUUUUAGUCAAGCGUGUUUGUCAUGCAACAUAUCUCAAGAAACUGUUGUAACAAUGCCCUCUUAUCACAAAGUUACUCAAGUUUUGCAGCAAUCUGAGACGAGCGGUGAGGUAGCACACCCAAGAUGGUUGGCUUCAGGGGUAUUUGAAUGUAAGAAAAGCUUAAAAUAUAAACAAGAAAAUGAAGUUGUAAGGAGAACUUUGGCGGUUACUGUCUUUUGAGGAAAGUUAGUGGUGUGCAAAAGAAGUGAAUUCAUCGUUUGCAAUCUCCGGUGACGUCAUACUGUUGUUUUACUCCACUUUUGCCUAAAAGUUUUCCCUUUGCCUUUACUUGAAGAGGUAGAACUAUUAGACACAAACAACAGGACAAAUAUAAGGCAAUUUGGAGGUCUUAAUUUCGAAAUUGGUGAAACAUCGGAGCGAAUAAAUCAAACAAAGGAACAUAGUGGAUUUCAAAAUUCAACAGGUAUCAAAUACAAUCUUCUUCCAAAUUUUAUUUAAAUUACUUUAUUAAUUUUUCUAUUUCUAGUUUCAUUUUGUUCAAAUUUCUUGUCAGAAGAUCAAUAUAAUAAGAGUGUACACAAAGACCACGCAUUACAAAUAUUGUAAACGAACCUGAAAAACUGAUAUCACCUACAUCAUGUUAAUAUUGCAAUGCAAAGAAAUUUGCU
Messenger RNA from Morus notabilis, 984 nucleotides. RefSeq lists its product as uncharacterized. The transcript is spliced from 8 exons. The record is from RefSeq and is a predicted model, not a curated record. NCBI's taxonomy places the organism in Eukaryota, Viridiplantae, Streptophyta, Magnoliopsida, Rosales, Moraceae. The coding region runs from base 26 to 535 and encodes 169 amino acids.